UUCUUUGGAACUGUCUCUGGCUUUCUAAAAAAUACAGAAAUAGAAAAGGUUGAAUUCGAAUAUGAUAUUCAGUACAAAGAAAUAGCUACUGAGCAGCAUGUUAGAACUGAGGUAGCUGACGACUCUCUUGAAAAUAGAGAAACUAUAUAUGAAAAUAAUAAUGGAGAUCAGAUACAUGAAAUAAUUGAAUUAUUGAGUGAUGAAGACCGUACACCUGAAAUAAUUGAAUUAUCAAAAAACCAAAGAACUAUUUCUAGAGAUCAAACACCUGAAACAGCAGAAGAAAUAAUUGAAAUAACUUAG
This is a messenger RNA of Scutellospora calospora, 303 nucleotides long. Lineage: Eukaryota; Fungi; Glomeromycota; Glomeromycetes; Diversisporales; Gigasporaceae. The record is from the annotation of a GenBank genome assembly.